Lycium ferocissimum is the source of this 408-nucleotide messenger RNA. RefSeq lists its product as uncharacterized. The record is from RefSeq and is a predicted model, not a curated record. NCBI's taxonomy places the organism in Eukaryota, Viridiplantae, Streptophyta, Magnoliopsida, Solanales, Solanaceae. The transcript has a single exon. Bases 1 to 408 code for a protein of 135 amino acids.
AUGGCAGAAAAGGAAGGAGCAAUUGUCAAGAAGGGUCAUGAAGAAGGGCUAAAAAUGGCACUUUCCCUUCUUGAAGAAUAUGAACUCCCAGCAGGGCUUCUCCCUCUAGCUGAAGUAAUCGAAGUCGGGUUCGUAAAAACCACCGGGUACAUGUGGAUCCUGCAAACUAAAAAAGUCGAACAUAACUUUAAAAUGAUCAGUAAGCUGGUGAGUUAUGGUACUGAAAUAACUGGAUACGUCGAGAAGAAGAGGAUCAAGAAGCUUAAAGGAGUGAAGGCCAAGGAGCUGAUGCUAUGGCCUCCGGUCGGUGAUAUCACAGUGGACCCCGCUACGGGAAAGAUUCACUUCAAGAGUCUAGCUGGCAUCACGAAAACUUUCCCCGUUGAGGCUUUUGCUGCUGGACAGUAA